This is a messenger RNA of Ochotona princeps (American pika), 1720 nucleotides long. It is a transcript of the gene YIPF5, whose product is annotated as Yip1 domain family member 5. Gene Ontology annotation, cellular component: membrane; trans-Golgi network. The transcript is spliced from 6 exons. The coding region runs from base 159 to 932 and encodes 257 amino acids. The record is from RefSeq and is a predicted model, not a curated record. Lineage: Eukaryota; Metazoa; Chordata; Mammalia; Lagomorpha; Ochotonidae. Gene Ontology annotation, biological process: endoplasmic reticulum to Golgi vesicle-mediated transport; vesicle fusion with Golgi apparatus; regulation of ER to Golgi vesicle-mediated transport.
CGCGAGCGAGCGAGCGUACCCCGGAAGCGGUUCUUAGACCCAUGACACGUAGCAACGGAGCCGGUGUGGGGCUCUGAAACUCAGUUUUGGAGGCUGCUUGGGGCUCCUGGGGUUGGAGUUGCCGCCGUUCCCGCCGCCUCCGCGUUCGAUCCUUUGCAAUGUCAGGCUUUGAGAACUUGAACACGGAUUUCUACCAGACAAGUUACAGCAUCGACGACCAGUCGCAGCAGUCCUACGAUUAUGGAGCGAGUGGAGGACCCUACAGCAAACAAUAUGCUGGCUACGACUACUCGCAGCAAGGCCGAUUUGUCCCUCCAGACAUGAUGCAGCCACAGCAGCCAUACACUGGGCAGAUUUAUCAGCCAACACAGACGUAUACUCCAUCCACAGCUCAGCCAAUCUAUGGAAACAACUUUGAGGAUGAGCCACCUUUAUUAGAAGAGUUAGGAAUCAAUUUUGACCACAUCUGGCAAAAAACACUUACAGUGUUACAUCCUUUAAAAGUAGCAGAUGGUAGCAUCAUGAAUGAAACAGAUUUGGCAGGACCAAUGGUUUUUUGUCUUGCUUUUGGAGCAACAUUAUUACUGGCUGGCAAAAUCCAGUUUGGCUAUGUGUACGGCAUCAGUGCAAUCGGAUGUCUAGGAAUGUUUUGUUUAUUAAACUUAAUGAGUAUGACUGGUGUUUCAUUUGGUUGCGUGGCAAGUGUCCUUGGAUAUUGUCUGCUUCCUAUGAUCCUGCUUUCCAGCUUUGCAGUCAUAUUUUCUUUGCAAGGUAUGGUAGGAGUCAUUCUCACUGCUGGGAUCAUUGGAUGGUGUAGUUUUUCUGCUUCCAAAAUUUUUAUUUCUGCAUUAGCCAUGGAAGGACAGCAACUUUUAGUAGCAUAUCCGUGUGCUCUGUUAUAUGGAGUCUUUGCCCUGAUUUCUGUCUUUUGAACUGAAUUUGUCUGGGAUGCGGACAUCAGUGGGAGAAACACGCAAAGAGACCUUGAACUCUUAGAUCGGACCAGCGAACCGCUACAGCGCACCUCUCCUGCAGAUUUACGUUUAACAAUUGGAGCAAUGGAAGCAAACAUGGGUCUUUUGUUCAUUUUUAUAGAACUUCAAACAGUAUGUUGGAUUUUCCUACAGUGUGACUAGCUUUAAGUGUUUGUGCUUAUAGAAAUAAGAAGUGCUAUUUCUUUCCUGUUACACAGCCUUUGAGAAACUUUUAACUUGCAAAUUAUGUUUUUAUAGAUUUUUAUCAAACCAACUGCAAGGCUGGUAUCUUUUCUUAAAAACAACUCAGACAUAGUAAAAAAAAAAGACACAAGACUUCUUGGAGAAAUACUUUUCCAAGGAAUUUGGAAAGAAAAAAUUACAUGCCCAUGUCAGUUGCACUUGAAGACUAAAGAAAAAAGAUCUCAUUGUUGACUUGUAUGAGUUUAUGUUUCAGAAGUUUGACAUUCCUGUCAAUCAGUCUCUUGAAAAUUUUUGCUAAAAUUCAGAUAGGAGGCUUACUGUCUCUUAUUACAAUUGAGAAAUGUGAACUCCUGUUUAGAGAAUAUUAAUUAAGCCAUUAUGACCUAGACUGGCUGCAUUAGUGCUCAUAAUUGGGUCUUCACCUUUUCCCAGAAAAUCACUAUCCUUUUUGAGGGAAGAUAUUUAAAAUUUCACAAUUUCUGUAUUGCAGUUAUCAAUGUAAAGUACAUUUGAUGCUUACUAAUUAAAAUUUUCCAAAUUAA